Messenger RNA from Brienomyrus brachyistius, 2466 nucleotides. Its product is annotated as angiopoietin-related protein 7-like. Bases 1 to 1278 code for a protein of 425 amino acids. The transcript is spliced from 7 exons. The record is from RefSeq and is a predicted model, not a curated record. NCBI's taxonomy places the organism in Eukaryota, Metazoa, Chordata, Actinopteri, Osteoglossiformes, Mormyridae.
AUGCCACCACUGGCCCUGCUUCUACUGCAGAGCACCACCAUCCUGGUGAUGUGGGGUGGCCGGCCCGCAGGGGGAGCUGGAGAUAUGGGGCUGCAGGAGAACCCCCCCUGCAGCCAAUACGGCGACCGGGUACUGCCCGGAGGCCAGUGUGGCAUCACGGCCCUGCCGACACAGUGGGGUGAGCGGCGCUGCCCGGACGCGUUCCGGUGCAUGGAAGAGGCGCAGCGGUGGCGACGCGAGAAUGAGCAGCGCAAGCAGCAGGUCCUGGUGCUGAAGGAGACGGUCUCAGAGCUGCAGGAAGAGCUGCGGCACCACCGGCACCGCGUCAAGGUGCUGGAGCUGCAGAACGAGGAGAAGAACUGGCUGAACUCCUCGCUGGAACAGCGGCUGCAGGAUGCGGAGCGGCAUGAUGCUGAGGUCGGCAGCACGCUGCGCCCGCAGGGCAUGCUCGUCCACGACAUGCAAGUGCAGGUGCACAACCUGGCCGCGUUAGUGGAGAAGGCCCGCCGCAAUCCAGGCUGCAUGGUCAACGUGGUGCGUGCCAGCCAGCUGCUCAGCGCCCACCAAGCCCUGCACCCAGACGUCCGGCAGGUGAGGAGCUGCCCCAUGGACUGUGCCUCUGUUUAUCACGACGGUAUCCGGCGCUCGGGGGUCUACACUGUGGUGCCUUCUAUGGGGGCCUGGCCUGUGGAGGUCUUCUGUGACAUGGACACUGCCGGCGGUGGCUGGACUGUUAUCCAACGCCGGCUGGGCGGUUCCGUCAGCUUCGAGCGCAGCUGGCAGGAGUACAAGCUGGGUUUCGGCGACCUGCACUCCGACUUCUGGCUGGGUAACGAGCACAUCCACACGCUGUCCCGGCAGGGGGGCUACGCACUGCGGAUCGAGCUGGAGGACUGGAGCAGCGAACGCAAGCACGCCACCUAUGAGAGCUUCAGCCUCGACGGGGAGGAGACCCAGUACCGCCUGCACGUUUCCGGUUUCAGCGGCACGGUGAAAGACUCCUUCGGCUGGUACCACAACAUGCACGCCUUCAGCACACCCGACAUCGGCAACAUUUGUGCCCAGAUCUCACGUGGAGGCUGGUGGUACCACCGGUGUUUCCUCACCAACCUCAAUGGCGUCUACUAUAAGGGGGGGUGGUACACCCCCAGGGACAAGAGGCCUCCGGGCCCAGACGGUAUCGUCUGGUACAGCUGGAAGGACUCUGAUUAUUACUCCCUGAAGAAGGUGAGCAUGAUGAUCCGACCACGGGCGUUCCGGCCCCGCCCAUCACCGUGACGAGGUAGCCGGCGGGAGGGGGGUAUGAGGGACAGGCCAUGUUUCCAUCUGGAAGGCCUGGCAGCUCUGCCCUCUGCCCCCGAUCAUGUUGCAGCCGAGGAAAAAACUCUUCAUUUUUGUAUGUAGUGUUUUUCCAAACUAUAUUUUACUGAUCUGUUAUACAUAUAAACGAAUGUCCUGCAUAAGGUACAGAAUGAUAAAGAACACUGUGUUUGUCAUAGCUUUGAUUAGAAUCUGGAAAACAUGAAUGGCAGAUUAAACAAAAAUAUAUCUCUCAAACAAAACUUCACAGGUUAUACAUACUGUAUUUUUCCUUUUUAUAAAACGGCUAAAAUCGUGAAUUUAUUGACCGUCUGCUAGGUCACUGAUAACUGGAGGGUGGCAGGUGGCUGAGCAUGUGAUUAAAAUUUUUUGCUCUCAUUUUUUUAACAGUGCACCACGGCACUGCGCCACUGUCACUCAUGAUUUCUUUACCAUUACUGCACUAUUUUUUUGUGAAGUAAAGUUCGCCACAAACUUAAUGACCAAGAAACAAUGGGUCAUAAGGCCCCAGCAGCUGAGAAGCACUGCGAAAUGGACAACAGCAAUGAAUAUGCUUCAUUCCUGGUCUCUGACUCACACAAAAAGCCCAUUGUGAUUAAACUUGUUUCCUCUGGAGGGAAGCUCUGUGCGACUUCAUUCUUUGCAUGCGUGUCACACUGGACCCAAGACAGAACCAGAUAGAGAGCACCUGCAGGGCCCACGGCGGCUACCGAAGAACGAAGCUUCCACUCCGCAAUUAGGAUCCGAGCCGAACCCUCAGCAUCCUCACAGACGCAGGCUGCUGAAUCCUCACAGACGCAGGCUGCUGAAUCCUCACAGACGCAGGCUGCUAAAUCCUCACAGACACAGGCUGCUGAAUCCUCACAGACGCAGGCUGCUAAGAUUUCAACCGAUUCUACAAAUGGACAUGUUGAGGGCUCCAGGGUGGUGUCAUUCUGCUCCUCGGGAAGGGAAGCAUUGGGCGAAACAAAAAGACAGAAACACACUAUUUGGUCUUUAUUUUGCCACAAACUGCUUAUUUUUCCUCGGAGCUACGCGAGAAUGAAUAACAUGGAUCGGAUAGUUAAUGGUCUGCCGAUCUUUCACUGAUGGUUUCGGUGUAUUAAAUAUUUACUGUAAAAAAAUAAAGGGAAAAGUGAUACUCCA